This is a messenger RNA of Ceratina calcarata, 2133 nucleotides long. RefSeq lists its product as uncharacterized. The record is from RefSeq and is a predicted model, not a curated record. Lineage: Eukaryota; Metazoa; Arthropoda; Insecta; Hymenoptera; Apidae. Bases 260 to 1807 code for a protein of 515 amino acids. Gene Ontology annotation, biological process: RNA polymerase II preinitiation complex assembly; transcription initiation at RNA polymerase II promoter. Gene Ontology annotation, molecular function: protein heterodimerization activity; transcription coactivator activity; RNA polymerase II general transcription initiation factor activity. Gene Ontology annotation, cellular component: SLIK (SAGA-like) complex; SAGA complex; transcription factor TFIID complex. The transcript has 7 exons.
GACAGCAGAAAACUUUGACGGGCAACCGGCGUCAUCUUCAGGGUCCGAUUGCAACUUAUUUAUUUAAUUGCGAUUGCUGCGAGGAUAACAAUCAAUUUUUUCUUCAUUCUUGACAAUUGAAACAGAAUCAAUCUUUAGUCAGUCAAUCAGUUGAGUUAACUUUUUAUCCGUGUGAUUUAAUAAAUUCUAACAGGAAUAAGAUUCUCAUUUCAUCGGCUAUACCGUUUCAUUGAUAAAUGACAAAUUGUAAUUUGAAAUCAUGAAAGAAAUGUUGACAAACCAGACCAGCUCGGGAUACAGUAACUCUUUCGUUAAUAACAACGGUGACACUAACAGCAACAAUGCUGCUGAAAGCAAUACGAGGAGAUAUGCCGUGCUUAGCACGGAUUGGAUUUCUGCGAUUGGAGAAGAACUGGGAAUGCAUCCCAUGCCAGAUUCUUUAUUGAAAAGACUUGCCGAGGAUGCUUCGUAUCGUCUCAGAGAAGUUCUCCAUAAAUGUGUGACGAGAUUGAAACAUAGCAAGAGGAAACGGUUGACGUCUAUUGACGUGAAUGCUGUGAUCACAAAUUUGUGCGAUGUAGACCCGAUAUUCGGCGCGCCAGAAUCUUUGCCUGAAUUCCAUACGGAAGCGAAAGUCUUUGUUCCCAAUGAACGGAUCGUAAAUCUGGUGCAAAAGAUAAAUGAUCCAUUCAUUGUAACACAGAACAAUGUACCCUUUAUUCAAGAAUCAGAAAUAUGUGACAUGAGACUUACUGAAGCACGCAAUAACUACGCGAAACGUGCAUUGAAAACAUUGUUCAAUGGAUCCCAGAAAACGUUUCAGGUUUUAAUUAAUGACUGUGCUACCAAUGCUUAUUUGGGAGGAGAAGGAGUGAUAGACAAAUUAAUAUGUAUUGCCAGAUCCAUGGUAAUUUCGAACAAUGCACAGUACACAAGAGUUUGCACGAGGACUUGCCAGCUCAUUAUUGCGAUUGCAAGUAACAGCGAGGCUGUUUAUCCACAUUAUUUAACUUCGGUGAACAAACUGACUGAACUGCUGUUGGAAUUGCUACUGGGACAAGGUUUUAUAAAUCCAAACCUUGAAGCACUCUUUAAAGAAUGCGUACUAAAAUUAAUGCUUCGAUGGCCGUCCGUUGCCGACAAGUAUAUUACUGCGCUGGAGCAAGUGCUUUUAAGAGAAGAGGAAAAGAAUGUAGAUAUUAAUAAGAGAAGGAUAUUAGCCAUGGAACUUCUAGUCAGUGUCGAGCCUUUAAUACUUUUUCAACAGGAACCGGAAUCUCCACUUUCGGUGCAUACCGUUUUAAAAUUUGCACCGCCCGGUUCUGUUCUAUGGCAGAAAAUAGCUCUGGCUGUUUGCGCUUUCAUGAAAUCAGAGAACCAGACUUUGAACAUCGAAGCCUUUAUGGAACACUAUGGAGAUUCUCUGUUACCGUAUUUACCGACUAAUUAUAAAAGCACUGUGAACGAAUACAAGAAACCGAUUCCGCUUCCCAUCACAAUAAAAAGUAAGAUAAAAUACGUAAAUGUUAGACCCACGGUCAGUAAUCGUUUGUUGUGGGAUCGACAAACCGUGUUUCCUGAUUCCACAUUGCGAGGUCCUCGGCGAGAGAUAAGAUUCGCGUUCGCUGGCGGACGACCCGUGCCUCCGAACAAUUUAAGGCGCGUCAGCUUGAGAGCAAAUUAUCAAAUUUUAAGGAGCGAACUGCAAGCCACGCUCGCCCUUGUCGCGUCUCGACGGUUGCUAGUACUUAAAGACAAAAGAAAAAGGCCUUGCGACACUUACAAUCUAGUAUACUGUUAUUUAUGAAUUUGCAUCGCAGGAUGAAGGACACGGUUAUACAUUCAAGGCGCUUAUAAUUUAAACAAUUUUUGAUGUUCACAUAGUUUUCUAAUACAAACAAGAUGUUUAUUUUUACAAGAUUUUGUCUUAUUUUAAAAAUACAGGUGAACAGAUUGAUUUUAACAUUUCCUCGUUACAGCAAGAAAACAUUCGCAAAACGCGUAUAAUAAUCUGUACAUAAACUUUUCUAUUUUUAUGAUACUACGUGCACUAGUACUCUUUCAUAACAAUGUGCUCCGUGUAUAUUGCUAAAAAAUGUAACGAGAUAGUCAUUAAACCAACAAUAAAAGUAA